AAUUGCAUAAACGCGUAUGUGUGUGCAUAAUCGAAUUCGGACCGUCGAAUUCGACAUCAUUGGUUCAAAAUGUUAAGCAGAAAUGUAUCACAUUUUAGUCGGUUUCAGAGAUGUUUAGACACCAGACUGCUGCCUCGAUCACCGCACGCGACCGUGGUGGUUGCCAGAGGUAAAGAGAUCAGAUCCAGCGAUCGUCAUCUUCACACGAGUCGUCCCGUCAACGUUGCGUUCAUCAAGAAUCUUUUCUUGGGACAGUUCAACAAGGAAGAUGUCUUCCCAUACCCAGAAAUCUCCUUGGAGAAAUACAACGACCUCACCCAGAUGUGUGAGCCUAUCGAAAAGUUCUUCAAAGAAGAUGUUGAUUCUAAGAAGCAAGACCUUGAAGCUAAGAUUCCAGAUGAGACGCUACAAACCCUGAAGGACCUGGGUCUGUUUGGAAUGCAGGUCCCCCAGACAUAUGGCGGUCUUGAACUGUCCAAUACUGAGUUUGCCAGGAUAGCUGAAAUCACUGCGCUGGACGGUGCCAUAGCAGUCACAUUGGCUGCACAUCAAUCCAUAGGGCUUAAGGGAAUUUUAAUUGUCGGUAAUGACGAGCAGAAGGCGAAAUAUCUACCCAAGCUUGCAACGGGGGAACAUGUUGCAGCAUUUGCACUCACAGAACCUUCAAGUGGGAGUGAUGCAGCCUCUAUACGUACCUCGGCCACGCUCAGUAAGGAUGGUAAACACUACCUCCUCAAUGGAAGCAAGAUCUGGAUAUCCAAUGGUGGUAUAGCAGACAUGAUGACUGUGUUUGCCAGAACAGAAAUCACAGACGACCAGGGUGUCAAGCAGGACAAAAUCACAGCGUUCAUCGUGGAGAGAGCGUUCGGUGGUGUGACAAGCGGGAAGCCGGAGGAUAAACUUGGCAUCAGAGGAUCCAACACAACGGAAGUCUACUUUGAGAACACGCCCGUCCCAAUUGAGAACGUUCUGGGGGAGGUUGGAGGUGGUUUCAAGGUGGCUAUGAACAUUCUGAACAGCGGUCGCUUCAGCAUGGGUAGCUCUGGAGCCGGCAUGCUCAAAGUUGCUGUGGGCAUGGUAACGGAACACGCCAACACACGCAAACAGUUCAACACCAAGUUACGAGACUUCGGUCUGAUCCAGGAGAAGAUAGCCCAGAUGACGAUUACUGCCUACGUGAUGGAGAGUAUGGCGUAUCUGACCGCUGGCAUGCUGGACAGACCGGGACCCCAGGAUUGCUCACUGGAGGCUGCUAUAGUCAAGAUCUUCAGUUCGGAAGGUUCCUGGACCCACGUGAGUGAGGCCCUACAGAUCCUAGGUGGUCUAGGCUACAUGAAGGAUUACCCGUAUGAGAGGUACCUGAGAGACGCUCGCAUACUGCUCAUCUUUGAAGGCACCAAUGAGAUCCUGCGUAUGUAUGUCGCCCUCACAGGCAUGCAGAUGGCAGGCAAGGAACUGUCGGAAACCGUCAAGAGGUUACAGAGUCCUCUCAAGAAUCCAGGCUUUGUCUACAAGGCUUUCAUGGACCGUCUCCUCUACAAGAUGGGCAUGAAGACAGGAGUCAAGCUAGACCAUGACAGCGGUGGUGUCCAUCCAGCUUUUAAUGAUGUUGGUAAGAACUUGGAGAAACAUGUCACCCGAUUUGGCUACACUGUGGAAAGUCUACUUGCUAAGUACAAAAAGGGAAUUGUGAAUGAGCAGCUAGUCCUGAAGCGCAUAUCAGACAUCCUGAUUGACGUGUAUGCUAUGACGGCAGUCCUGUCCCGUGCCUCACGAUCAAAGACCAUCGGUCUGCGGAACUGUGACCAUGAGAUGUUGAUAGCCAAGACGUUCUGUCAACAGGCCGAGGAGAGGAUACAGAAGAACUUCUAUGACAUUGGUCAAGCACCGGAUCAUAACGGUGAUUCUUCCCUGGAGAGGAUUGCCAGUGAGGUGUGUGACAACCGAGGGUACGUAGCUGCCCAUCCACUGACCAGGGAAUUCUAGAUAACACUGUCUAAAACAAUGUUCUUGUCAACUCCAUCACAGUCCAUCACAAGUAGGAAAACAAAUUCCUCUUCACUAAUUUCGAUAAAUAUAUUGAUUUCUACCUCCAUGUUGCUAUUGGCACCUACCUGGGGUCAUCGUAAUAAACCCAUAUGGGUUUCUGGAUGGCCCUCACUACGAAAAGAAAAAUAACCCUUACUUUAAUUUCUAAAUAGAAAAUAUGUUUGUUUUUAACUGAAAUAUACCGAGGCAUUCAUGGAUUGAUUGACAAGUCUAGUCAAAAGUAAAUUUUGUCCAGUCAGAAGUAAUUAGGGUCAGGAUGAAAAACAACAACACAUACUUUUGACACAGUUCUUGUAAGUAGCUUGUGUCGCAACUUGAGGACUUCUGAUGACUUAUGAUGACUUGUGAUACACUUUUGAUGACUUGUGAUGACUUAUGAUGACUUGUGAUGCACUUAUGAUGACUUGUGAAAUUUGAGAGCUUGUAAGGACUACAGCACCGUUUAAUUAAGAAUAAAUACUGGACAGGGGCCAUAGACUAUUAACCACGUGACGCCGGCUGAUGGCUCUAGACGCAGCUCGAUCAAAGCCAAUAAGCAGGGGGGGUGGGGCUGUUAUUGCCGCAUUCCUGCUGCAUAGCUGCAUUAAGUCAUACGCAACGGCCGAAUGCCUGCACGUACACAUUCCACCCAAUGCGCAGCUGUCUCCAUGGCCGAACGAUACCGGCGUCAAGGGUUAAAAGGUCUCCGUUUUAAUGCAAUGCAUGUAUAUUUACUGUGAAUACACCACAAUUUAACACGAAGUUAGGCCUUACAUAAGUCAUUCCCAUGAAUGAAAAGCGUACGAAUUUAUUACCAUACAGUGUAUUCUUUUUUUCAUAUUAAAUUAUUUGAUUUUUUUCUUCCGUGUUCAACUGUGCUUAAUAGCUAAAGGACAUUCAUUAUUGUCAAAAUAGGUUCUGAAGCUAAUGCUACUUUGUACCUUUAAACUUAUCUUUCUCUUGAAUUAUUUGCAUUUUAGGAUUUAAAAGAAUCUAUUAAGGAUAAAGUAGGAAGCACAUAUCAAAGAAAAUCUCUUGUCUCCUUAAUGAAUAGGUCCAAUGGAAUUUCUUUCUUUUUUCUGUGUGGUUGACUCAAUAUUCACAGUUAAAAUUUGAACAAUACUUGAGAUAAUUGUCCGGAGGUUUUUAAAUAGUGACUUAAGAUAUCUUUUGUGUCCAAAUCUGCCUGACGUGGAUGUAUUAGAAGAAAACCCUGAAAGGAAUCCAAAACCUAAAUAUAUAAUUGCCAGUUGCAGCUACUGGCUUCCAAUGAUCUUAAAAAAUGUACAAUUCUAAUUACAAAGCAAUGUCUAAUUACUUGUUUCAUUUUAAAACUUAGUAUACAAUGUAAUAUUUAUUGUGGUUUCCUCAGUAGUGUAGUUUUGCCACCCAGUCAAAUACCCAAUUGGUUUUUGUGCCAUAUCAAUGCAAAUACUUCAGUUUCAUUAUUAAAGAUGAUGCUUCAAGACAGACUUUUAUUUUGUUCAGUGUGUUUCAGGUUUGGUUCAUUAUGAUUACAAAGGUGUGAGAACUUUCCCAAAUGUUCAUUUGGGUUGAAAAUAAGAAAAUCGGCAAAGAUAUUAUGUAAUAAGUGGAGUGAGGAUUUAUUAAACGAGGACAUCUGUGGAACCAUUUCAAACGUCAUUUGAUAACAAUUCACUUUUGUAAUACAGGGUAUUUAAAAGUAAAAAAAGGAAACCCAGAUCUAAAUGUGAAUUAUAAACAUUUUUAUUAAUAUUUUCAAAUAAGUUAAAGAU
Molecule: messenger RNA, 3785 nt
Organism: Patiria miniata (bat star)
Lineage: Eukaryota; Metazoa; Echinodermata; Asteroidea; Valvatida; Asterinidae
Gene: acad9
Product: complex I assembly factor ACAD9, mitochondrial-like
Exons: 15
Coding region: 70-1986 (638 amino acids)
Molecular function (GO): flavin adenine dinucleotide binding; acyl-CoA dehydrogenase activity
Source: RefSeq, a predicted model, not a curated record